Thlaspi arvense is the source of this 3615-nucleotide messenger RNA. The record is from the annotation of a GenBank genome assembly. Lineage: Eukaryota; Viridiplantae; Streptophyta; Magnoliopsida; Brassicales; Brassicaceae.
UAAUCAGAAACAAGGGUUUAAGGCUGGCACAGCGUCUUCAAGCGAUGGCCACAACAAUCUUUGUGCUCCUCUCCUUCUCAGGCAGACCCACUUGCUUGAAACGACAAAAUUCGCCACCAUAAACCCUAUUUUAUCUUCGCGCCUGCAGCGAAGAGUCACUCUCUCUUCAAGCUGGGUAGAUUAACUUCUCUUUUGGCCAUGGGGGUCUCUCUUACCUCCCACAAUAACCCUCUUCUUCGCCAUUUAUCUCUUCCCUCUUCCUGGGUCUCGCGUUCUUCUUCUCCAUAUUCCUCUUCCUUCCUCGUCCCUUCCCGUAGAACCCUUCAAAGGAAAGUAGCUUCCGCAGAGGGAAAUGUCAGUUAUUCGACCACCACAGUGUGUCAUGGAUUCCAGCAUCCGGGUCAUCAACGGUCGUCUUCUGCUGUGUUCAACGGAGAGUGGAUACUUCAGUCGGAGCCUAAUAGGGCAAGGAUGGUUCCGAAGACAAACAAAGUGGGGAAUCAGGCGGAAGUCGGUGAAACUGUGAACCAUCAAGUUCCUGGAACUGUAAGUGCUUGGAGAGAGGAAGCUAAUAAGUUUAGAGAAAGAAAUGGACAAAUUGCUAGAAACCUCGAUGAGGGUUCUUAUUUCAGUGGCCCUCCUGUCCCAAUUGUGCGGCCUAAUGCUCCUUCAUAUGGAACCUCUCAGAAGAUUGAUUAUGGAUUCAAGCCCAGAGGUAACAGUUCUGCUGCUGCUACAUUGAGUAAAGAAUCAGUUGGCGUUACACAAUCUGUACCUGUUGUGACAUUGCCAAGAAAGGAUUUGGAGGUUGGGAAAAAUUUGGAUGUGGAUCUUAAAGAAGAUGGCAAACAGAGACCUCUUGUAACCGGAAAGUCUUCUGAUAACGCAAGCAAUGAGAAUCCAGUUUCCGUUUCGAAAGUGGUGAAAAGCACCGAACCUUCGAAAGUCCGUGCUAACCUCAGGAAAAUUUAUGACAAGGUUGUUGUUGUUGAUACUGUUCCUGCUGCAAAGAAUGCUGUUGCUAAGCUUGUGAAUCAAUAUAGGAAUCUUGUGCAUUCUUGUGAUACAGAGGUAUCUGGGAUUGAGGUGAAGGAUGAAACACCUGUGGACCAUGGUGAGUUGAUUUGUUUCAGUAUCUAUUGCGGGUCAGAAGCAGAUUUCGGGAAUGGGAAGUCAUGUCUCUGGGUAGAUGUUCUUGGUGAAAAUGGCAGGGAAGUGUUGGCCGAGUUUAAACCCUAUUUUGAAGACUCAUCCAUCAGAAAAGUCUGGCACAACUACAGUUUUGAUAGCCACAUCAUUAGAAACCAUGGAAUUGAGAUUUCUGGAUUCCAUGCAGACACGAUGCACAUGGCACGAUUGUGGGAUUCCGCGAGACGAACAGAGGGUGGUUAUUCCCUUGAAGCGCUUACAAGUGACCCAAAAGUUCUUGGGGCCACACAGACAAAAGAGGAAGCAGAGUUCCUUGGCAAAAUUUCGAUGAAGACUAUUUUUGGCAAGAGAAAGCUUAAAAAGGAUGGGUCAGAAGGGAAAAUUGUCGUCAUUCCCCCUGUUGAGGAGCUUCAGCGAGAAGAUCGAGAGGCUUGGAUCUCAUACUCUGCCUUGGAUGCGAUAAGUACGCUGAAGCUUUACGAGAGCAUGUCAAAGAAACUUCAACUAAAGGAAUGGCGUCUUGACGGAAAGCUACUCUCAGGAAGGACAAUGCUGGACUUUUACCAUGAGUUCUGGCGACCCUUUGGUGAGCUUCUUGUGACAAUGGAAGCGGAAGGGAUACUUGUAGAUAGGGAAUAUCUUGCUGAGAUAGAGAAAGUAGCCAAAGCAGAACAGCAAGUUGCUGUUGGUAGGUUUCGAAGUUGGGCCUCUAAGUACUGCCCCGAUGCAAAGUAUAUGAAUGUUGGCAGUGACACACAAUUGCGUCAGCUCUUUUUUGGUGGCAUUUCUAACAGUGAGAAUCAUGAGGUGCUUCCAGUUGAAAAACUUUUCAAGAUUCCCAAUGUUGACAAGGUCAUCGAAGAAGGCAAAAAAGCACCGACGAAGUUCCGAAACAUCAAACUGCAUAGGAUCAGCGACACCCCAAUGUCAACUGAAACGUUCACUGCCAGUGGUUGGCCCUCUGUUAGUGGGGACACUUUGAAAACCUUAGCUGGGAAAGUUUCUGCUGAAUACGACUUUAUGGAGGAUGUUACAGAUACUACUGCAGAAGAAAUUUCCGAAGAUGAUGAAGCGGCUGCACUAGAUCAAGCUUCAAAAGCGCGAAAGUCCAAGAAAGAUGUUGCAACAGACACGUCUGCUUAUGGAACAGCAUAUGCUGCAUUUGGAGGGGGUGAAAGGGGAAAGGAGGCAUGUCAUGCUAUUGCCUCAUUAUGUGAAGUUUGCUCUAUAGAUUCUUUGAUCUCAAAUUUUAUUCUUCCAUUACAGGGGAGUAAUGUAUCAGGGAAAGAUGGUCGCGUCCAUUGCUCCCUGAAUAUUAAUACAGAAACUGGGAGGUUGUCAGCGAGAAGGCCAAAUUUACAGAACCAACCUGCUCUGGAGAAGGACCGGUACAAGAUUCGUAAGGCCUUUGUAGCAUCUCCUGGAAAUUCACUCAUUGUGGCUGAUUAUGGGCAGCUGGAACUUAGAAUUCUGGCACAUCUUGCUGGUUGUAAAAGCAUGAUGGAAGCUUUCAAAGCAGGCGGAGAUUUCCACUCGAGGACAGCCAUGAAUAUGUAUCCACAUAUUCGUAAAGCUGUAGAAAAUGGGGAAGUGCUCCUUGAGUGGCAUCCACAACCUGGGCAAGACAAGCCACCAGUGCCGUUGUUAAAGGACGCCUUUGCUUCUGAGAGAAGAAAGGCUAAGAUGCUCAACUUUUCAAUUGCAUAUGGGAAAACAGCGAUCGGGCUUUCUAGAGAUUGGAAGGUCUCAAGGGAAGAAGCUCAGGACACGGUCAAUCUCUGGUACAAUGACAGACAAGAAGUAAGAAAAUGGCAAGAACUGCGUAAGAAAGAAGCAAUGAAAGAUGGUUAUGUACUCACUCUGUUAGGAAGGGCUCGUAGAUUCCCGGCAUAUCAGUCAAAUGCUCAGAAGAACCAUAUCAAAAGAGCAGCCAUCAACACUCCAGUGCAGGGAAGUGCAGCAGAUGUUGCAAUGUGUGCAAUGUUGGAGAUAUCGACAAAUCAAAGGUUGAAGGAACUUGGUUGGAAAUUGCUUCUGCAGAUUCACGAUGAAGUAAUCUUGGAAGGACCAAAGGAGUCAGAGGAAGUUGCCAAGGAUAUAGUUGUGGACUGCAUGGCGAAACCCUUCAACGGAAAGAACAUUCUCUCGGUCGAUCUAUCGGUUGAUGCAAAAUGUGCUCAGAACUGGUAUGCUGCUAAAUAAGCUCCUUUAUUAAAGGGGCUUUAACAAGAAACACUUGGAGGAAGAAUAUAUAUUUUUUUGGCUUGUCGGCUUUCUUUUUUUGGUUUGUAAAUGUUAGAAAAGCCUUUAUACGGAGUUGUUGGCAAUGUAAAUCGAUCUCUCUACUCUAAUCCCUUAACCUUGACGAUGCUUGUAUGCAAAACCUUAAUGAAACCGUUUGUGAAGCUCCUUCCUCUUAGUCGAUGAUAUACCACUGUGUUCAAUCCGGUUUAGUUUUAUUAGGCC